Molecule: messenger RNA, 502 nt
Organism: Mucor mucedo
Lineage: Eukaryota; Fungi; Mucoromycota; Mucoromycetes; Mucorales; Mucoraceae
Product: NADH-ubiquinone reductase complex 1 MLRQ subunit-domain-containing protein
Exons: 3
Coding region: 160-417 (85 amino acids)
Source: RefSeq, a predicted model, not a curated record
GUUUGACAAACCGACAAAAAAAAAAAAAAAACUUUUUUCUUGGACCAAUCGAUAAAGAUAACUUGCUUUUAAAAAAAUUAAAUAUAAAAAGAGAGCUAGGGGGCGUUUCUAAGAUUUUUUCUUCUUUUUUUUUCUUCACUUCUAACAAAAUAUAUCAAAAUGGUUGCCGGUCAAGCUGCUAAAAAGACUUUCUGGAGUAUCUGGUACAAGCAUGAAAUUAUUCCCAUCUACUUGACUGUCGGUUCUGCCGUCGGUCUCUCCGCAUACUACUUGACCCGUCUUGCUCGUGGCCCUGAAGUCGUCUGGGAUCGUACCAACAACCCUUACCCCUGGCAAAACAUUGACCAAGAUACACAAGUCAAGUUCAUGACUGUGAAUCAAAAGUUCGAAAAGACCUAUUCUCGUGAUAGAUUAUAAACCAGCCAAAAAUAGAAAUGUUUAGACAGACAAUGGAAAGAAAAUAUAUAAAUAAAUAAUACACUAUAUAUUUUUUUGUUUCGGG